This is a messenger RNA of Aspergillus oryzae RIB40, 1428 nucleotides long. RefSeq lists its product as uncharacterized. Gene Ontology annotation, molecular function: ATP binding; protein kinase activity. The record is from RefSeq and is a predicted model, not a curated record. Gene Ontology annotation, biological process: protein phosphorylation. Lineage: Eukaryota; Fungi; Ascomycota; Eurotiomycetes; Eurotiales; Aspergillaceae. Bases 1 to 1428 code for a protein of 475 amino acids. The transcript has 6 exons.
AUGGGGAAUUCGCAGGGAAAGCCGGUGUGCUCCACCGAUGAAAUCAACCUGAACCAAUUCCGGUUACUUCGCGUGGUCGGGAAAGGUGCUUUCGGAAAGGUCCGUAUCGUUGAGAAAAAGGAUACCGGGUUGACUUUUGCGCUCAAAUACAUCCGAAAAGAAGAAGGCAUUAUUCAUCGAGAUGUGAAGCCGGACAAUGUGCUACUGGACUCUGAGGGACACGUCCACUUGGCUGAUUUCAAUGUGGCCUCGGACUUCCGCCCUGGAAAGCCUCUCACCAGUAAAUCAGGGACCCUAGCAUAUCUUGCGCCCGAGGUAUACGAGGGCGGCGGAUACUAUUGCGAAGUUGACUGGUGGUCACUGGGAGUAACAUUCUACGAGUGUAUCUACAACAAGCGACCAUUCGAAGGUCGUAGCCAGGACGUAUUGAGCGAAAACAUCAAAAAAGCUCAGCCGAAGUACUAUGUCACUAACCCGGCAGUCUCGGUUCCAUGCUUGCGAGCGAUGGGUGCACUCUUGGAGAAGGACCGAAGCAAACGGAUCGGUGCCUCCAGUUGGGAGAGUUUUAUAUCUCACAUUUUCUUCGCUGAAAUUGAUUUUGUAGCGCUUGAGCACAAGGAAAUCCCGCCAGUGUUCAGACCCUCUAGCGAUAAAACCAACUUUGACGCCACAUAUGAUCUGGAGGAAUUGCUUCUUGAGGAGGCACCGCUCGAGGCCAGAGCUCGCCGACAGAAGCCACGAGCAGAAUUAAGAGAAGACGCUACAGCGAAGGAAAUCAGGGAAGAUGAGCUUCACCGUCUGAUUGAAACCAUGUUCGAGCCAUUUGAUUACACGACUGUGACUUUCCAAGGGAAUCCUGAAGACUGCCUUCCCCCAGCUGGCUCAACGCACUCGCGACAAUACUCGCAGACCGAUUCUUCGAGAAACUCGCCUCCCUUGCGCAACAAUGAUGGGUCAGUGAGUCGAUUGACUCAGCCCGAAACUCCGUCCCCCCUUGGCGAGACUGUAGACCAUCAAGACUCUAUCCCGAACCAGGCUCCUACCUCUCCGACCUCCCACCCACAGCCGCCGCCUUCACCAGCUCCACAAUUCCAUCGUCCAUUCCAUCCUCAGCCGAACCCUGCAGCCAAUCAUCUUCCCCCAGCCAACUCCAAUCCUGCGCCGGGUCGUCCGAAGGGUGCAACACGGAAAACAAGCAAAGGUGGUGGUGUGCAGAUGGUGCUCGAGGAAGCAGGCAGUUGGAGUGAAUUGGCUGAUCAAAGCUCGACCCUCCCAGCCGAAGGUUAUGAUGCAGGUUCUAUCAAAGGAAAAUCCUCGAACAGCGGCAUGCUAGCCUUCCUGAGCCGGAAGAAGGGCCGUGACAGGAGUCCAAAGCCACAGGAACCAGGCGUUCUGGGCAAAGAAGGAGCUAGACAAAUCAUUAGCUGA